Molecule: messenger RNA, 2504 nt
Organism: Ruditapes philippinarum (Manila clam)
Lineage: Eukaryota; Metazoa; Mollusca; Bivalvia; Venerida; Veneridae
Exons: 4
Coding region: 1-2328 (775 amino acids)
Molecular function (GO): oxidoreductase activity
Source: RefSeq, a predicted model, not a curated record
AUGAGCAUUCCAUUGUUGCUAUGUUUACUGUUCGUUGCCAUAGAAACAAAAGAGGUUGGUGAAGAUUUCCCUUUACGUGAGAGUGAUCAGGAAUGGUUGAACUCUCUUUUCUACCUGCCUUCAGAACCGAGGGUGAGGAAGGAAUAUCGUAUGCUAACUGAAGAGGAGAGAACACAGUUUAAUGAUGCAUUUGUGAAGAUGAAAAAUGACAGGUCUGUCAUACCGAAUAAGUACGAUUUAUUUGUGUCUCUACACGCCAGGAGAUCAACUCGAAACAGUGCACACCGAGGAACGGGAUUUCUUGGCUGGCACAGAGUUUAUACUUUACUGAUGGAAAAUGCUUUACGUGAGUGGUAUCCUAACAUGACAAUGGCAUACUGGGACACAACACUGGACGCAGUGCUGGAGACACCGCGGGAGUCGAGCUUGUGGAGCGAGGAUUUCAUGGGUAACGGUGAUGGAUAUGUAUUGAAAGGAGUCUUUAAAGACUGGGCCGUUCAAAAUGGCGAACUGUACAGAACUGUCGGAGCAAAAUAUGGACCCUUGGCGGACAAGAAUAUAACAUAUCUACUAGAGCAUGAUCAUAUCGGCAACAUAAGUUUUCCUCUACGUGGUAAAAAUGUGGAGAACGUAUUCGAGGAAAUUCACAAUCGAGUGCACCAUUUUGUUGGCGGGGAAAUGAAAGUUAUAGAGACUGCUGCAGACGACCCGGUAUUUUUCCCGUACCAUUCAUUUGUCAGUCUUAUCUGGGAAGACUUCCGGGCUAUUCAAAGAAUGCACGGAAUCGAUCCAGAGACGGACUGGGAUGAAUACUACGGGCAAAUGAGACACCAUAGAUUUUCACCGAUGGGGCUUGGAAAUUUAAUGGCGAUGGACGGAAGUAGUGAAAUUUUUGCCGAAAAUAUCGAAUUCGCAGACCGUCCGUUUUGUUCUCGUGAAAAUCCAGAUUGCGACUCCCCUUAUCUGUAUUGCAACGUUACCGUAGAGAAAUGUUCCCCAUGGACUAUUGUAGAGUACGACAUUAUUAAAAAGGCUGGACAAGAUAACAACAUGUUAUUUGUAGACGCUGCAGUUAGAUUUAUUGAAAGUAAGGUGAACAAAGGUUAUUGGCAAUUGGCCAAACUAGAAAACGGAACUGAUUUGGAAGAAUACGGAGAUCCAUCUGAGGGGUAUAAAGAUCUAUUCAAAAUAAUCGAAGAAGAAAAUGCCAAGAAUGCAAGCAACUUGGAAAAUGGUGACAGUCAAUAUAGUGAGGAAAUAACUAAUGAAUAUAAAGACACAAGUUUAGAUUUUGAUGAUGGUCAUUUUCAUGGAGAUCAUGACCACGGAUUUGAUGAUCACAGUCAUGGAUCUGAUGACCAUGAUCAUAUGCAUAAUGACUAUGACCAGGCGAAUAACGACUAUGAUCAAGACCAUGACGAGCACACUCAUGACGGCCAUACACAUGAAGGUCAUGAACACCAGCAUGGUAAAGUCAUCCAAGGAGGAAAGCAGAUCCAUUACAUCGCAGCUAUAGAAAACGUUUUCCCAAUUCACUAUGCUGUCAUUGCAUUAGCCAUACUUACUGGGAUACGUUUGAUUCUUACAAUAUUGACUAAAUGUAGAGCAGAAAACGGUAAGAAAAUAACAAGGUCAAGGUCGAAAAAAUACCGGAUGGAUGGAAUAGUAAAUGCAAACUUUAGCGAUGAUGAAAAUAAAAAAUCUCGAAACAGUUCUACUAAUAAUCGCCGUGACAAUAUAUACACUGUAACUAUAACAACAAACGAUCCCGCGUCGCCGGAGUAUAACAGCACGUUUGUACGUUUUGAACAAUAUGCUAUCGGUAAUACAGGUAAAGAAUCUCCAAAACCAACGGGUACUGAGAGACAAGCCAGCACCGUAUCUGAUUACUUGGAUAUGACUUAUGCAAGUCAUUCUAGUACAGAGGGAGUGCAUGCAUCCGAACAAAUCAACGACAUGUAUGAAAAAGAUCAAGAUUCUGGGGAUUAUGCAAAUGAUGAUGAUGACUUCGAGGACAGAAGUUUCAAUUCUAUAGAAAACGAAAAUUUUCGUAGCGAGAUUGUUGCUACGGGAACUGAUGAACAGGAAGGUGAGGAUAAUUUUGAUGUUGCUGCGCCAAGUGAUGAACAGAAAAGUGAGGAUAGUUUUGAUGUUAUUGCUGCGGCAAAUGAUGGACAGAAAAGUGAGAACAGUUUUGAUGUGUUUGACACAUAUGAUAACUUUGUGUUUAAAAGAGAAGCUAAUGAUGUUACAGAAAAUACAGAAAAUGAGAAAGAAAAAAGUGAGGACAGUAUUAGUGCAAAGUUUCUACCUGGAACACACCUGUAAAAACUAGUACAGUAUAUUUGAUAACCAUGAAUACAUGCACAACUAAAUAAGUAUUUAAAAGCUAUAUACACUGUACAUAUAUGUAGAAUGAUUGGAUCAAUGAUAGAUAUAAACAUAUGGAUUAUUAUUCGUAAAAUACUACAAACUCGUGCAUUAUAAAGAACUUAGGAGACGGG